AUGCAUGAUUCCUGGAAACCGGUUUUGAAUGAAGAAUUUGAAAAACCAUAUUUCAAUUCAUUGAUUGAUUUUGUAAAAUCUGAAUAUUCGACUAAGGUUUGUUAUCCAAAAGGGAGUCAGAUUUUUUCAGCUUUUGACCAUUGUCAUUUUGAUCAGGUAAAAGUUGUGAUAAUCGGACAAGAUCCCUAUCACGGACCUAAUCAGGCAAAUGGAUUAUGUUUUUCUGUAAAUGACGGGAUUCCAUUUCCGCCUUCUCUUCAAAAUAUUUUCAAGGAAAUCGAAACUGAUAUAAAUAUACCAAUUCCUAAAACAGGUAAUUUAGAACGAUGGGCAGAUCAGGGUGUUUUUCUUUUAAACGCUACAUUAACUGUUAGACAAUCUGAGGCAGGAAGUCACCAGGGAAAAGGUUGGGAGAAAUUUACAGAUGCUGUAAUUAAGCAAAUUUCUGCUAAUAGUAAAGAUGUUGUUUUUUUAUUAUGGGGAGGUUUUGCCCAAAAGAAAGCCACACUAAUUGAUGCUUCGAAACAUCAUAUUUUAAAAUCAGGACAUCCAUCUCCUUUAAGCGCAAAUAGAGGUUUUUGGUUUGGAAAUAAACAUUUUAGUCAGGCAAAUACUUUUCUAAAGUCAAAAGGAUUGAAAGAAAUUGAAUGG
Messenger RNA from Tuber aestivum (summer truffle), 651 nucleotides. The record is from the annotation of a GenBank genome assembly. NCBI's taxonomy places the organism in Eukaryota, Fungi, Ascomycota, Pezizomycetes, Pezizales, Tuberaceae.